AACGCCCUCCUGUCGCUUCCGCUUCCUUCUCCCCUUUCCCAAGUUUCUCCUGCCGGGGCUCUUCUCCUCUCCUUUGUUCCAGGCCUUCUUUCUUUUCCCGUCCGCGUUCUCUUGUUUGCACGGAUUUUUCCCCCCCACCUCGAGCGCAAAGAGCCGCCAGCCAGCCGAGGCAAAAGGGGGUGUGUGAGCUUCCCCGCGAAACUACAUCCCCCAUCAGCCUCCGGGCCUCUUCCUGAGUGUCAGUUUCACGCUGCAGCCAGGGAAUUUAAAACAAAAGAGACUUUUCCCCCUCCUGCUGCCGGGGCUGUCGCGGUCUUCUUUCUUUCUUUCUUUCUGCUCUUUGCCGCGGCUCCGGUCUUCCUCUUCGGGGCUUGGCUGGCUCGGCUUCUGCACGCGCGGCGGCGACUUGGUGGUCUUUGAAUUCUUCCUUUUUUUCCCUCCUCCUCCUCCUCCUCCUCCUGGCUUGCUUUUUUUUUUUUUUGGUCUGUCUCUCUUUCUUUCUCUUCAUCUCCACACCCCCUUCAGCAGCCAGGCGGGGUCUGCGAGAGCAGCAAGAGCAUUAAAAAAAAAAGGAGCGAGCGAGCGAGAGGGGAUCUUUGUGCGCCUCGAUCCACAUUGGACAGAAGGAUCAGGUUACAGAAAAGGAACCGGGAGAAAAAGAGACAGAUCGACAAGAAGGCAGGGGAGAGAGAGAGCGAGAGAGAGGAGGGGGGAAGGGGGGCUUGGCCAGCAGGGGAAAGAGGGGAGGUGGGCGGGGGUCUCCCUCUCUUUCUCUUGCCUCGAUCCCCCCCGCCUCUUUGUGCCUCGCCCCCUCCUCUUCGGCAGGCUCUUUGUUUCUCCCCCCUUCCCCCUCCUCUCCCACCCACCACCCCCAGCCCCCUCCCCAUCCAAGCAGCGGCAGCAGCAGCAGCACCAUCACCAUCCCGCCGCCGCCGCGCCCCCCCACCCCCCUCUCUCCCCAGCCUUUGUUAGCCAUGCCUAGCUUGGUAGUGUCAGGGAUAAUGGAAAGGAACGGGGGCUUCGGGGAUCUGGGCUGUUUCCCGGGGAGCGGCAAGGACCGGGCGCUGCUGGAGGACGACCGGGCGCUGCAGCUGGCCCUGGACCAGCUCUGCCUGCUGGGCUUGGGGGAGCCUUCGUCCGCCGCCGCCUCGGCCGCCCCCUCCUCCGCCUCGGCCUUGGGGGUCGGCGGCGCGGCGGAGGACAGCAACAACAACAACAACAACCCGCCGGCGCAGCCCUCGACGCCGCAGCAGCAGCAGCCCCAGCAGCAAGCGCCGCCGCCCCCGCCGCCGCCGCCGCCCCCGCCGGCCUCGGCCCAGCAGCAGCCCCCGCCGCAGGCAGCCCCCAAAGGCUCCGCCGUGGCCGUGGCCGCCAUCCCGCCGCCCGCGCCCCCGCCGCCGCCGCCGCCCGGCGCCGAGGCCGGCAAGCUGUGCGUCCUCUACAAGGAAGCCGAGCUGCGCCUCAAGAGCAGCUCCAACACCACCGAGUGCGUCCCGGUGCCCAGCUCCGAGCACGUGGCCGAGAUCGUCGGCCGGCAAGGCUGCAAAAUCAAAGCUCUGAGGGCAAAGACCAACACCUACAUCAAGACUCCGGUACGUGGUGAAGAGCCUGUAUUCAUGGUGACCGGCCGGCGGGAAGAUGUUGCCAUGGCAAGGAGAGAGAUCAUCUCUGCAGCCGAGCACUUCUCCAUGAUCAGGGCCUCUCGCAACAAGGCCGGCAUGACUUUUGGUAGCGCCCCAACCUUGCCAGGUCAAGUCACCAUCCGGGUUCGGGUCCCAUACCGCGUAGUAGGGCUGGUGGUGGGGCCCAAAGGAGCCACCAUCAAGAGGAUCCAGCAGCAGACCAACACGUACAUCAUCACACCCAGCCGAGACCGGGACCCUGUCUUUGAGAUCACAGGAGCGCCGGGCAACGUGGAGCGAGCCCGAGAGGAAAUCGAAACCCAUAUCGCGGUCCGGACGGGCAAGAUUUUAGAAUACAACAACGAAAACGACUUCCUGUCCAGCAGUCCUGAUUCAGGCAUGGAGAAUCGUUACUCAGAGGCCUGGCGGGUCCACACUCCAGCUCCUGGUUGCAAGCCUCUCUCCACCUUCCGUCAAAACAGCCUCGGGUGCAUUGGUGACUGCUCUGUAGACCCAGCUUAUGAGACUCCCCGGCUGAAUGACCAAAAUGAUUUUAAUUACAGUUACCUCUUUCCCAAUUAUGGUGUCAACAAACAAGAUCUCUACUACGGGGUUCCUGAGUCUGGUGCUCCCUUGUGGGCUGGGCAGGAAAAUACCAACCCUGUUUCUGUCCUCUUCUCUAAGCAACAACGAUCUAGCAAUACUGGCGCCAUCCAUCCAAACUCGCAUCGUUCCCCAUCCUCUUCUAUACAAGAGCCUACUCUCUCCGGGCUUCCUAGAAGGUGUCAGGGAGAGUCCUUACAAGGGUUUUCCAAACUGGGUCCUUCCGCCACCACCCGGUCGUCCAUCUCGAGCAGCCGGGAGUGCAUGGUGUGUUUUGAAAGCGAAGUAACGGCAGCCCUAGUCCCGUGUGGCCAUAAUCUCUUCUGCAUGGAGUGUGCUGUGCGGAUCUGUGAGAGAACUGACCCAGAGUGCCCGGUGUGCCACGCAACUGCCACUCAGGCCAUUAGAAUAUUUUCUUAAAAAGAGACAUCGUUAGGGGAAUUGGAGUGGGUCAAGGGAAGGGAGGGUGGGAAGAGCAGAGAGCGAGAGCAACUGAGCGAGAGAGAAAUCCAGACAUCGGAAGAAUGAACAAACAAAUUAGAAAAAGAAAGUUAAUUUAAAGAAGAAGAAGAAAAAUUAUUUUAGGAGCAAUGUAUGUUAUUUUUUAAGAAAAAAUAAGAAUAAGGAGAAUAAGCAUAAAGGUGACGACGAUACAAUUAAUAUGGAGAAGCCAGAAAUAUUGGGAAUGGCAAUUGCUAUACGACGGCCCGCAGUGUCGUUUUGAAACGGAGAACUCUCAACACGCAUGAGCAAUUUGCAAGCAACACAGGAAGUGAUGCGGUGGUAGUAGGGUGGGGCCUGUGGCCUGCUAGCGCCAUUACUGGAGGGGAACGAGGGCAUUUUCUCAUCUAGCAAACCCAGCCCUGAUCUUGGUCUGAUGAUGCUGGGCUUUCAACUUGCCUGGUGGGGCCAAAAAUUCAGAAAGCAACUUAGAGCUGUCAGGAAGGGAAACAGAACAGAAAAAGAGAAAAACCAUCAACCUCUGGGAACCUGAUCAAACGAGGGCACAACUGUAUUACCUCAAACAUUUAAAAGAAAAAGAAGCAGCUAAAGAGCUUUAUAUUCUUUUUCCUCUAUUUUUUUUCCUAAGAAAAAAUAAUUAAAACGAAUAAAUAACGUUAAAGCCAGUGAAAUGGGAGAAGAAUCAAAAAGGGUUUGGAAGAACCCCCAAGGAAAAUCCUCCUGGCCACUUUUAAAUUUUAGUUUUGAGUCUUCUGAGCCACUGCAAAAGGUUUUGGAACUUUGAGUUUGCUUUUCCUAUUUGAGCAGGGAUUUGUUCAUCGAAUAAGAAAUCAGGAGUCACUAACAGGGUAUUUCCAAAAACAAAACCAAGCUACCAACGCUUCCAAAUUCCCAGUUAAGGGGAUGGAGGGGGCUGACCGCCAUGUUUCUACGUCUCACCCUUCACACUUGCCAAGUUACGCAGCCACUAACGUAGACACACAAAAAAGAGGAAAAAAAUUCUUCCUUUCCUUCUCUCUUUUGAUUUUAAGAACAACAACAAUUUCUCACGAAAACCUAAGAAAGAUGUUCACGCAAUACCGGCAAUCAAGCCCACUUACAACCAACACGCAUCCCGACGGAAAGCAAAAAAUAAAAUAAAAUAAUAAAAAUGAAAUAACAUGUUUAUAUAUAAUUUUCUCGUCUUUUUAAACUGGACCAAAACUUUUGUUACUCAAAACCAAGCAAAGAGAAAAAAAAAGAGUAUUUACUUAUGGACCAAAACCUCUAUCGUUGUCCUCAUCUGGAUCUUCCGGAGGUUGCUAACUUUUAUAUAUUAUAUUUUUUUCAGAAUGAAGCAAACAGACACAUGCGCAAAAAAACACAAAAAAUAGAAAAAAAUAAUUUUGAAUUGCCUUGUUGAACAUCCUUAAUCAUUUCAAGACAAAGUCGUUUGACUCCUGGUUUUGUUACAUCAGAUACUUUUUGAAAGUGUUGGGAGCAGGCGAGACGGGUCAUUCAAACUUGUCUCCCUGCCUUCUGCAGCCCAGCAACCUAACGUAGUCAGGUUUCUUGAACUUGCUACCUGGAUGCCAAAUUGCCAAGAUGGUCAUAUGUUAAAAGGGGGUGGAUCAGAACAACCCGGUACCACUAUAAAUGCAUAUAUAUGAAUGUUUUCGUUUUCUUCCCAUUCUCUAUCUUUACUUUUCGCUUACAAUUCUUGGAUGCUUAUUUAGGAAGGAACUCUUGACACCAAGGACCUUUGCAAUUUGUUAGAGAUGGUUCUACAAAAAAAAGGAAAGAAAGAAAAGGAAAGACAAAGAAUUAAAGAGCCCAAGCAUUUCUGGGAUUUGUAGGGUUUGUUUUUUUAAAAAAAAAAUCCUUGUAUGCUAUACAGGAGACUUUCAUGUCAUCACUGCAUGCUUCUUGGGAAUACAUUCUCUUUCUCAGCCCUUUUGUUCCACCGAAAAUACCAUCCCUUGACCUCUGCUGAUUUGUUCUAAAUGGUCCCCAGUCAUCUACUGACAGGGUUGUGUGUACUUUCAUGCUUUAAAAAGAAAUAUCCUAAAUUCUGCAUCAAGAAAAUUGUAGAAAUUAUGCUAAUUAAGUGUAUUUAUUUUGCAUGGCUCAACCCACUGCCUUCAAGUAUGAGAGCUACACAAUUCUCCAUGUCACUCUUCGUCCCAGUAGGCCUUGCUGCAACAACAUAUGCUCAUUCGUGGCUUCUGAUAUUUCAGGAGAGAAUGACCACCAUUUCAGGUGGACUCACUUUUUUUGCAAAAAGAUUACAGAAGUGGGAAUUCUCACGAUGAGGGAGUCCAUACCCAUUCCACAAGACCACACUCGCACGGCCCAAUUGAAGAAUCAUGGAGUACAUGCAGCCCUGUCUGAGAAAUUUAUUUUGGGGGCGGGGUGAGGGAGAAGUGACUGAUGUUCCUGCCAAACUUGGCAAUGGUUUGUGAUCUAAGGGAGGAAGUAGGGAACACAGGUAUUUUUUUUUUCAGCUAUGACAAAAUAUGUAUUAUCCAGGAACUGAAAGAAUUUGUGGGGUGGUGAGGCGAUAAUCCAUGACCACAUCUUAUAUUCUGCACUAUACACUGAAAAGACUGUACUCUGCUAAAGGGGACACUGUCAGCCUAUUGCAGGGCUUGCCUUCCUACCCUAGCCUCCGGAAGCUAUAGCGGCUUGAUCCUCGAACACAUUUGGGCAUGAAAAACAUUACCUAAUCAAAAUGAACAGGAGGUUCUUUUUUAAAAAAGAAAAAGAAAAUUGCAGCGAACCCCAAGCCUCUCUGUUUCAAAACUGCAAAGCAUCACCGAGUCUUAAGGGGGCAGCUGUGAUGUUCUUAUGUUCUUCUUAUGUUCUUAUGAUGCCAGCCCCUUCUUUUGAACCAGAUUGAGCCAGCCGCUGAGGGAAACACGAAAGCGACUCCGGAGAGUGAGGCAAACCCGCACAAACUUUCUCAGCACUGCCCAGCGUGCCCAGAGCAGACGCUGACAGAUGCGAGGCAGAACUUAGCAGGGCCGAACUGGGCGAUUCCCCCCGCCCCUUUCCGGUUUGUCAAUUUUCAGAUCCAGCAAAGGGGCUUCGCUACCAAAAUUAAUCUGCACUUGCCUUCAAAGCAGUUCACUGUGCGCCCUGCAAGAAAGGGGUGUUCACUGCACCCUAUCUGUUCUUGGUUAGUCUUCUGGCAUGCCAGCAAAACAACUUUCUAUGCAUUCCUUUUUAAAAGCCUGCAAAUACUUUAAAAAUCUUGGUAACUGGUUUCAUCCCCCACCCCCCACCCCUUUUUUAAGUAAACCCUUGUGGGAUACCAUUAAUUCUGACAGUCUCCCUUUUUUUUGGUGAAAAAGAAGUUAUAAUACUUGUUUUAUUCAAUAGAAUUGUAUUAAUCCCAGUAGGAGAAAUGGAGAAAAGGAAAGGAGGCAGAGGAGGGGGCGGGGGGAGUAACAUUUUCUGUUUUGGAGAAAGCAGACAAGAGGAAACCAAUCGAUACCAGUCUGAUUCCAUUUGUUUCUGGUGGUAGUGACGGUAGCACGGUACUGGUGGGAAGUUAUCUUAACUUCUCACGCUAAUGUAGAUAAAAUGGGGUGGGGUGAAGGAGCCAGAGGGUGGACUGAAAUUUGCGGGAAUGGUGGGACACACAGCGAUGCUCCCUCUGGCAACGUGGCGCCCUACGCAGGGCCGGAUAUAUUCUUUGAAUUUAGUCGUUCUUGGCGGAGUGAAGUCUGUUUUGUAGUUAAUGUGAGAGAGUUUUCGGUCAAUGUUUUAUUGUUUUAUGCCAGGUGAUGGAGAGAAGAGAAAAGCGGAGGGCAGGGCCUCCCUUUGUGGGGAAAUGUGCAUGGGGGGAAUAUUUUAGCACCGGCCCUUUGGGGCCAAGUAGGAAAAGUGUGGAAGGACGGGGAGGGGGAAAUCCAUUCUUUUCCUCUGGUUUUCUCCCCCCCGUUGCCUCCUUAUUAUGGUAAGAAAGUGAAAUGGCCCCUUCCCUUACACGCACGCAUGAUGAAAAUAUUAGAAUCUUUCCCUUAGAAAAACAAACAAAAACGGAACAAAAAAUAACAAUAUAGAAUCCAAAACCAAUAUCCAAACUUGCUAAUCAGAAACGGAAGGGGGGAGGGGUCCAAGUUUGCGAACCAGGCCUUGCCCUCUUCCAAGUUAAUUUUUUUGAAUAAAGAAAUUUUUUUUAGUUCCAAUAACCUUUUAUCUAUCUAUCUAAUCUAUAUAUACAUAUACAUAUAUAUUAAAAGAAAGCCUGAUGUAGCAACUCUAGUUUAAUAGCAGUAUUUUAACUCCCAUCUUUUAAAAAAUAUAUAUAAAUAUAAAUAUAUAUAUAUAUAUUUCCACCCUCCCUCCCUGUUAUUUUUUAAUGUAGCAAGUGAAAGAAAAAAAAAACCAACCCAAGUGUGCAGAACCUCAGUUGCAAAACCAAGAGCUACCUCUGGUCUAAGAGGGGGCCUGCAUACUUACCUUGGGGAGAAGGGAGGGUCCUGUAGGGGGCGCCCAUCGAUUGGAAUUCCCAGGGGUCCCUUACAGGAAGGGGAUGGGAAUAAAUUUUGCGUAAUUACUUUGUUUUUAAUAUAUGUAUAUAUAUAAAUCUUAAAAGAAAAAAAAAGAAAAAAUGCCCACGACCUUAAUUUUUUGCUCUGACUUGUAUCUUCCUUGAUAGGUAUGAAGAAAUGGCUUGUUGGUCUGAUUCACCAGCAAUAAAGAGGACAAAUGUUAUUAUUAAUAUUAAUAAUAAUAAAAGCAACCCCUCUAGCACGAUCAGAUGGGCUCUUGAAUAUCUGGGAGUUUUUAAAUUCCAAUCUGUGCCAAUACUCAUAUCUUCACUGAGGUAAUGCUGGAUUCCCCCACUACCUUCCCAGGGAAACAACGCCCGCUUCGAAAGAGACUGCACAGCGGUCGAUUUUUUCCUAGGCCUUACCACCCUUGCCAUUGCAAUUGCCUUUGGCACAGGGAAGAACUCAUGUCUUGUAACCUUCGUCCAUCACAAGCUGAACUGCUUCAUUGAUAGGGAUCCCCGCCCUUUCACUCUGCUCGUACCAAAUGGGGAAAUGGAGCAGUGAUGAAUGAGUCUGCUUUAGUCUCUUCAGUCCCUUUCCAGGGGAAGAAGACCUGGCCGCAGGGCAUUUGGGAAUAAAGAUGCUCGUCUCUGCAGUCUCCUACACAUGGGUCAAGCCGUGUCGGAGUGCAGCACUGCCACCAGGCUAUAGUUUCCAGGAUGGAUCGGAGGGAAGCCAUGACUAUUAAAUGGGUGUGAAAUCAAUACAUGUUUCCCUGAGAGUAUGGAGUUGGGUUGGAGUACAGAUACUGCUCAAAUGACACUUAUGAGAAGCAUGCAGUGUGUCGGGUACAGUUAUGCGGACUCCCCAACUUCUGCUUUUCGCACAACCAAAGUUUACUUUGGCCAAGCCCAUCCAAACCCGAUCCCAAGCUUUGGCCAGCCAACAGCAUGCAAUUCAUACCCAAUAGCAGCUGCCUCAGAGUGUCAGUUGAGUUCAGAAUGCCAGUCUGUUUUGCGCAUUUUGGCAAAAGAGCCGUUUGCCGUGUCAUGUUUGGGAAACACAGAGUAGAAGCAAGCCGUGUAGAAACACUGCCUGAUGUUGAAAGGCGUGAACUGGUGCGCGUUUACAAAAGCAGUGAAGGAAACUUUGUUUUAGGCAAGAUAAUUUGACGCAGGUUUGCUCUUUGCUACUAAAUCUGAUUUCAUGAGGGCGAGAUCUGGUAUCUGAUACCAGUCGGCAGCAUCGCUGGAGUUGGAAAUAAGUUGCUGAACUGAAGCCUAAGAUCUUUUGUACAUUCGAGCGUCUCCAAAUGAUGUGGGCUCUAGUGGGAAACCUCUCCAAGUGCUGGCAAGUGUCAAGUACGUAAAAAAAAUGGGAGGGGGGACCAUAGAGAAAUGGGAGAGUUGGGUAGAGCUGAAAGAAAAUAGUCUAAUUGAAUUAGCGAAUUUCAGACCUAAAUUCAAAAUUUUUCUCAGGUCUAAAUAUUAAAAUUCAAAUUGGAGGUAUUUAGAACUCUAUAGGAAGAAUUUCAAGGAAAGCAAUGUCCUUGUGUUUUGAAAUAAUAGCAUUUCCGAAAUGCAGCUUGGAAUUCUUGCACCAGAGGUUUGAUGAAAUGUAAUUACUUCAAAAUUUCGCAGGCAAGGGGUGGACAGUUUGAAAAUUCUAAAACUUGACACUGACGUGUGACUUCAGUGGGAAUUUGGAAUUAAUAUUCCAAAUUAUGCUUUGGAAUGCCAAUAAACUUUCACGUCUUUUGGCAACAAAAGGUCGUGUUUUCAAGACUACUUGAUAUUUGCUUCAAAUUUGUUACGUAUCAAGGACCUGAAUUCGAGACAAGACGUUGAUGUCAUCAAAACAUAGCAACUUGAUAGUUGUCUUAUUGGAAUACAAUCUUUGGCCAUUGUUCUGAAAUUUCAGCUUGGAAAACCUGCUAUUGGCAAAACACUCCUUUCAGCUCUAUCCAAACUGGAGUGAAUCAUUAAUGUCCGCACUGGCUGAGAAGAGAGACAAAUGCCAAACAUGUGAAAUUGGAAGCCAUUGUUUAGAGGUAUUGGCGUGUUUAUAUAAAGGGGUGGGAACAGAUCUAUCCAGGGAGGGAAUUCCCAUGAUCAUACUGUGAGAACAGCCUCAUUGACAUAAAUUAUAUAGAGAAUAGUAUUAUUAUAAUGCAUUAAAACUAAGAAAUGAAUUGGAUUUAUAUUUAAAUGAGGAGACAUUAUCAAUAUCCUAGCCAAACUGUAGUUUGCAGAAGUAUUUUUAGCUGCUGGGAUAUCUUAUCUUUUUUUUCCUCUUUUCUCUCUCUCUCUCUCUCUUCAUACACAUACUUCUAAAAACCUCCAGUGAUGCAAAGGCUGCGACUGUUAAUCUAAAGCCCCUCUUGAAUCAAAUCGACAGCAACAAACAUUUCAGUCUUUAGUUUAUUUUCGCCUUGACGAGGUGCAUUUACAAGCUCGGUUGUUUUGGUGUUUUGUUUUGUUUUUUAAAUGGAGAGGGGGGAAAGAUUAAAAAAAUUAGAACAUUUCUUUAUAAUUUAAUAUUCUAUUUUAAUAAAUGCAUUUAUUACAUGUAAAUGUAGUAAGGAACUGGGCUAAAAUAAAAAAAUACUUUUUAUUAGGUAAUUUAUUAUAAGGAAAAAAAGGAUAUUUUAUUUUAUGAUAAAGUGAUCCUUAAAAAGAUUAGAAUGUUUAGAAUAUAUGUAGGUUAAAAAUACAUUUGUAUCCAGAGUAUUGCUUAAAAAAGUGUUUUUAAUAUAUGUUUUUCUUUUUUCCUUCCUCUUGUGUGUGCGUGCGUGUAUGUAUAAGUGGGUAGUUAUGGUACGAAUAGCCCUUCCCCCCCAAAAAAACCUUAUCACACAUUUGUAAUGGGAAAAAAAGGAUUAAAAUAACAAAUAUUAUGAAUUGGAUAGAAGAAAUGCCACUAAAAAAUCCUAACUGGACAAACACUUCUCUAGAAAGUAUCCAAGAUGUUUAAGUUUGAUUUAAAAAAACUAAACACAUGCUUUAAGAAUCUAACAGCACUGUCUUAGAGAUAGUUUCCCUCUUUUAUGUCCUUUGAAGUCAAUGGACUUGAAAGGGUAUGACUCUACUUAAAUAGUAUUUCUGUUCCCAUGGAUAUAGGGAGUGCUUUGGGACUUUGCAGGCCAGUUCUGAGCAAUCUGCCUCAGAACUCUCUUCAGAUCCAGCUGGGAAUUCCCAGUGUCAGUCUUUUUGAUAGGCAGAUAGUUGACAGUGAGAGGCAGAGGUGUAUCUAGGGAAAAUGCAGCCCGGUGCAAAAUCUUAGUUUUCUGCUGCUCCCACCCCGUAUGGAUGGCCGCCCUCUCACACCACGACCAAACAACUUUUUUUUGCACCAAGACAAGUCACUUGUCUUGAAGUCAGUGUAUGGAGCCAGGGGAAGGGGUGUGGGGGGCGAUUUUCCGCCCCCACAUGACUAAAUGGCCACAGCCCAGGGACAUUUGACCCCAUAUGACGUCCUGGGCGGUACGCCCCUGGUAAGAGGCCUCUAUAUUGGCCAUGCCCAAACAGAAGGGACUUUCUAUUGGUCCAAGCUUCCAACUAGCCUCCUCACCCAUCUUCCUGUGACUAGGAAGACUGUUGGUGGUCUUCACUGAGCUUCUGUGUCAUGGAUCCUCACUCGUUGACCACCCCCACCCUUCCCAGCCACUUUCUCACAAUUACAAGAUGUAAGAUGAGGAAACCACACAAUCUGAAAAACGCUGAGCGGAAUACAAUCAAAACUCUUGGUAAUCUAGGCAAAUUGCAACUAACCACUGUCUGCUUAUAACUCCUGGAUGAGGUGAUUCUCAUUAUCUAAUGAAUAGCUGAGGAAAAAUUACUGUUUGUGCACCAGCCAAACAAACCCCUAGAAAGUAAGAGGAGUGAUAAAAUUCCACUGUCAUUAAUUAGUACUGGGUGUACGGCCAUGGAAUAUAUGGUUCCUCACCCAUCUUUAGACAUAAGGUUUGUGGAUAUUUUGGACACCUUUCUGUGGUCCAAUUAUUUCAGGUAUUAACAACAAUCCUCAAAGGAAAUAUUUAAGGCAAUCAGCAAUUUUGCUGAUUUCUAUAGUCCUAAAAUAAAAUGUGUGUUUUCAAAAAUAUUUAAAAUUCCUGCAAGCAUGGAACUAGGGAUCCAGCCAAGAGCUUAAUCAUGAGGAAUGCUGGACACAGCUUCAGCGUACUACAUAUUAAAUACUUCCUUUUGAUACUUUGUGGAAUGGGUUGCUCUCUUCAGAGGGUAAACCUACACCCUAUCCUGAAACUGAGUUUAGUCAUCUACUGUCUACUUAUGGAACUGUAAUGCUGUGAUUGGCAGUUAGAAAUCUCUAGCAGAGAAUUAGGAGCAAACCACCAGGCUAAACUUCCUAGAAUUUCUGGGAGAACAUGUGACAUUUAACGAUAAAAUGAACAGCACUUUGUAGUGCAGAUGUACACCUUUGGAGUUGAGUGGUAUUUCAGCACAGACCCAGUUCUUUGUGAAAGAAACACUAAAAAUAACCCCCUGUUUCUUAGAGGACAGUGACAAUUCUGGUCUCGUUUAGGGUUACCAAACUCCAGGUGGGGUCUGGUGAGCUGAAAAUGCCACUGAUCUGCAGACUAUUAGCCCAAUCCAGGGGCUAGGGCUGAAUCCAUCUAUGGAAGUGGUACGGGGCUGCGCCAGUGGAUUUGCUCUCCCCAGGGCACUUACGCCAGUGGAGGGGCAAAUCUGCCAGAGGGUGGCUGCAACGGCCCUCCGCAGCGGGCAGACAUGGUGCAGAGCACUGCAUUGGUACUGCUGGCGUAGUGGGGCUGUUCUGGAGGCGUAGCUGGGGGUAGAGCCGACAUUAGUCAGCUUCCACAAUGCCUUUGCCUGCCAGAAUGCUGGUGCCGGGAGCUUAGCCCACUUGAGGGCUUUUGGGCAGCAAAUAGGGUGGGGUUUUUUUUUUUUGGUUUUUCGCCUCCCUGUGCCAACAAGAAGGCCUCCCUUUGCCAGGGGCUCUAAAUUGGGCUGUAUAGGGAUUAGUUCCCCUGGAGAAAAUGGCUGCUUUGGAGAGUGGACUCUUAUAACCUUCUGUGGUCUCAAAUUGUGUCCUCCCCAAGGCCACUCUUCCAAAUUCCUAACCCAACAUUGACAAUUCCAGUCUCUCUUACAUUUCUGCAAGGCUGGGUCUUCUACAUUUUAUCAAGUCAGAAGGAAAGUGUCUCGGCUCUGUUGGGCUUUGUUCAAAGAACCAUUUUCGUAGUUUUUAACCAAAAAUUAAAACAAAGCAAAAAAAAAGAAAAAAGGGAGUCCAUGAGUAUAUUAAAUAAAACUUUUUAAAAGUAUAAAAUUUCUAAUGUAUUUCCUAUAAUCCUAUAGAAAAGAAUAAACAUUAAUAGUAGAUGAUAUCCAUAUUGUUGAAGAAAAUAUAAGAAAUUGACGAUCCCGGACAGAGCAGAAUGUAAAAUAAAUUCAUAACCAAGGUCAGGGUUUUUUAUUGUUAUAAUUAAUUUCCCUUCUAAUCCUAUGCAGUUUUUUUUGAGGUCAUUACUACGUUACUUAACUGAAAUUUGAACCACCGUUUAGUAGACUUCCUGUCAAUCAAAGCUGCAAUGUUAUUUUUUUAUGGAAGGGGGAAAUUAUGGGAUCUAUUGUGUAUUUUUUUAAAAAAAUAGGUUUGGAUUUUUAUGUUGAUCUUUUAAAGAAUAUUCAUCCAUAAGAGAGAAAAUAUUCAUGAAACAGAGAAGAUUACACUUGUUGGGUUUAAUUUCAACUUCCGGCCAGAGGCAAGGAGGUAGUUGAGUUUUGAACAGAAAGUGGAAAAUGUAAAAAACAUGAGGUUUGUUUGUUAAAAGGACAGGUUACUGUUUUCUUUCUGAGAAAAAAAAAGAAAGAAAAACUUCUCAAGACAGGCUUUUGAAAGGUCCUUACCAACAUAUUAACAAAUACAGUUACAUUCCACUUAUACUUUGAAAAUAGAUGAUCAAUGUGAAUGAAACAUUUUGCUGAUAUUCCUUGCCUGUCUGUUCCUAUUUCCAUCACUGGUGAAUAAUACAAUUAAAAAAAACCCUCCUAGAAUUUAAAAGGAGAAUUUGGAAUAAAAUUGUCCCAUAGUUAUAUUCUGCAAGACUAUUAAGAAGUUGGAAUUGUGGAAAGAACAGUUUUGACCAGCAAGCAAUUACCUUUGAGACCCCACCCUAACAAGUCUACCCAAGGCUGAAAGAAUAAUAUAACAGUGUUCAGGGUCUUGAAAUAUGUUUUCAACUUAGUAUAAACUCUUAUUAUUAACUUAAGCCAUGUAUGCACUAUAAUCUCCUUCGCAAUGAGCAUACAUUCCCUUUGGGUUUGAUUCUUGAUUAUGUAUAUCUUUUCACUCCUUCUGAGCUCACUGCUCUGUCAGAUCAGAUAAUCCCCACAGUUUCUGGAAGCUGUUAAAGUGUGGUUUUUUUUCUCACCCUUUGCUGGGAAAGUGAAGGAGAUCACUGUAUGUUAAGCUUUCUUUGGGUUUUCUGGCUACUCCCCUCCUUUCUCCGUCCACACAACAGCCACCAUUUCAGAAUGACUAGAAAGGCUUUUUUAUCUUUAUUUUAACUCUGAUGGUCUGUCACUGGAGUGAGACCUUGUGAAAUUCACAUGAAAUUGACAUGCUCCAGCAAAGUAAUGCUAGACCAAAGACAGCAGGAUAAAAAUGGCAGGCAACCUCCUCAAAUGGAGGUUGCAUGGAAGCAGGAAGGAAGGAAGCAGUAAGCAGGCAAAAUGGCAGAUUGACUUGGCUAGGGACACUUCUCAGGAGGAGAAUCCCUGUGUAAACAAAAAAGUGAGAAAACCCCACUGUGAAGCAAAGAGCUGUGGGGUGAAGGGUGCAUGCAGCCCUAGAGUCUCUAAUGUUUACUCUGCAUUUUCGUGGAAGUUCAAAAAUCUGGAUAUUCUCUGCUAGCGCAAAAUUUUAUUUCCCUCCAGCUUUGAGCCCGAAUAUAUCCCCCCUCUUAAAAUAUUCCAGUACUCUGACAACUCAAAAUUCUUGGGAGGUAAACAAAUUAUGCCUAGCAAACAAGCCAAAUAUAGAUAAUCUGAGGACAGGCAAGUAUGGAAUUUGGAUUUGUGUGUGUGUAUAUGUGUGUGUGUGUGUCUGUGUGUGGAGGGGGGAUAUAAAGACACUCAUUCUUAGAAUACACGAAUCAGACCGGGCAGUAUUCAGUUUUUAUGCAGUCUUAAAGGAAGUGUAGAUUAAAAUCUCGAAGAGUAUAAAGUUCACAAUUUUCAAGGGGCUGGAGAGCCUCUGGUUCAUUAUUGUUUGCCUCUGCAAAGUGAUAGCCAUUCUGAGCCUUAUUUCCUGAGGAACGUCUCGCAUUGGGUAUCAUAUCCCAGUGAUCAGCGGCUUUUGCUGCACCAAAAUCUUUUGAUAUUAUAGGACCUUAUUAUAAAAUCAAACAAUAACAUAGCUUAUAGGAUGCUAUUAGAGUAAUUUGAAGUAAGCCUCUAAGAAGUAUAGAGUUGACUCCCACUCCCACACCCUACCCAGUUGGAUUAUUUUCUCAUUCCACAAUGAAACUGUAAAACAAUUCAAAAGUCUUGAAUAUUGGUGGAAGCACCCAGUGGAUUCAGAAGACAAGCUACAGAGUCACUAUGCUCCAAAUGUAGAAAUGUGGCUACUUCUGGAGUGAGAGAGAGCACCUUUUUAGAGUACACAGGUAUGCCCAGUUAAGCUUUCAUGAACAUUUGACACAUGUCUAGCAAAUAUCCCCUUUUGCCCCAUUCUCAACUGUUUUCCUGUGUUGCGAAUCAGGGCUAGGCCUUUCCCAGCCUGAUUCAAAUACAGAUUUAAGUCCACCAUAGUCCUUGUGAUGAUGUCAAACAUAUGUACAUCUGGAAUACCUCCAGGUCUCUGUAAAAGAAUUGCUCUCUGUGGGUGAAAAUUUUCCAAGUCCUAUUAGAUCCUGUGGAAUUUCUAAUCUUUGUAUACAAGAUUAGAAUCUGCUUUUUGGGAUCAGAAUCCAGUUUAAAACUGAAUUAAAAAUGGAAUUUCCUUUGAUUUGUUCAGACAAUUGGUGUUCACGGUCUAGGAAAUAGUAAAACAGAUCAAACAUUUUGCUAUUUCGUCGCUUUAUUAUUUUUUUUUGCUUGUUUUCUUUACCUCAUUUUGGUUUUUUUUUAAUGGUUUGAUACUUGAAACAGUAUGCCCUGGACUGAAACUCGGAUGCACUUUAUAGUUUACAUCGACACUACAAAUUUAAACUGUUUUAAAGCUAAUUUAACUGCUGUGGCAUUCUUCAAAGCUCUCUGGGAAUUUCUGCAAGGGUGCUGAGAAUUCUGUUUGUUCCCCAGAAAGAUGAUAGUUCGGUCAGUUGAGGUGCAAUGAUUGAGAAAAUUAUAGACUUCCACAUUAGAAUAUAGUCCUGAAUGAAUAUGAGAAUUAUCAUUCAUAUGUGUUGCCUUUGUCAAAACCAUUAUUUUGUGCAUUUAUUGAACAUGGUACUUUGAUACAAGAGCAUUUAUGUUUACUUUCAAAUUUUCAAAUGGAUGCGGGGAGCCGGGCUAGGUAGGACUAGUACCCAGGUGGAACAUUCUACAACAAAGAAGGUCCAGCAUGCUUUGCUUUGUGGCAGAGGAAUAUACAACCCAACAAUCAUCUUUCUGUGGAACGUAGAAUUUAGAUCUCCUCACAGAACUACAGUUCCCAGGAUUCCUUGUGGAGGGGGGUUUAAUGUAAUAACUAGACUGAUUUAAGUUUGUAGGGCAGAUGUUUUCUAAUACUUGUACCAAUCAGCAAAUUCUAGCCUUGCUUUAGUCCGAGACAAUGGCAUAGACAUUUGCUCAUUGAUUUUGACAGGUAGGAGAAGCUGAUUGAGUGGGUGCUUAGCUUUUCAAAAAAUAUUUCUACUUUCUUGGGAAGGAUGACAUUGAACAACCUGGGUCCAUUUUUGCUAGUACUUAUGUGUAAAUUAAAGGUACCUUUUUGAAAUCAGUUAUACUAACUUCUGGUAUGUAAAACCUGAUGCAAUUUCAGUUGCUAUUGAAGUAAAGAGGAAUUCAGGUAUUACAUUUUGUAUCAGCAUUUCAGAGUUGGUUCCCAUGGGAAAAUGCAGAUCUGUUGUGUGUUAAUAGAAUGAAUCUUGGAUGAAGGUAGGACAUGAAAUCCACUGAAGUCACAGGAAAAUCUUUUACUGAUCAGGAUAAAAUCAGGAAACCAAUAUUCUGCGCCUGGCGUUAAAGGAUUGUUGUAAUAAAAUCUGGAGUGAUUCCAUUUUGUUUAAACUAAAUGAAGCCAGGUUUUAGGAGAAAAACACUGAUGCCUUUUAAACUAGUGGGCCGAAUUAAAGCUAGAACCCUUUUUCUCCGAGGAAAACAAUGUGAAAUAAACGGCUACAGCAAAACAAACAAACAAAAAUCAGAGCCGCACCAUUGCAGUAAAUGCUGUGUAUCCAGGUCCACUCCAGUAGCAGAAAUGCUUAAUCAAGACACAUACCUUAAUCCAUUUGUUAUAUUAAGAACCAUUCUAGAAUUAUUAUACAAGUGGAAACAGAUUUAUCCUUAUAAGUGAAAGAAUGUAUUUUACCUAUCUAUAGUUCUUCCAUGAUCCUUUUGCGACAGGGGAAGAGAGGAAAAUACCUCAAUACAACAGUGAGGAAUUUGCUACAUCUGCAGAUAUCCAGCUUAAACACAAAAGUGUGGUGUCUGCAUUGUUACUUAAUUUUCUAUUAAAAUGGAUCUGUGCUUUUUUUUCUUUUUUUAAAAAAAGAGCAAAAUGAUUUCAUUGCCUUGGUGCUAUUGUGACCUUUUCCACGUGUUCAUAAAUGAGAAGAAUAAUGGUUACCUCUUUAUCUCUUGAAUUAUGGGAUGCCCCUCUGUUUCAUUCAGCCAUUUUGACUCCACAAUUCAGCCACUCCAAUGCAUGUGCCACGUUGUAUGCAUACAGUCCCAAGGGGAGGAAUACUGGGAAUGUGUCUGCACUGCAAACUCAAAACCAGUUUUUUCAUUUUAGUACAUUUCCCAGAUUAUCCUAAAAAGAGGGCAUUAAUUUGUCGUUCUCGUUCACCAGGGAAACCUGGGAAAUGUAGUUCCAAGCGAGGGGCAAAGGCUCUAUAAUCAAGAAUUAGCACUCUUGCCUAACUACAAUUUCCAGUGUUUUGUGGGAGAAGGGGAAGCCAUGAAAGUUAAUAUAAGAUUGUAGUGUAGGCAUAGCCUCAGCAUUGGAAAAGCCACACAUACAGAUGGAAAAUUUUCUUCAAAGAAGGAAGUCCAUCUGUAGCUUUGAAUUUUGACUGUGGCUUAAAUAGGCAUCCCCAAAGAAAGUUUCUGGGGUCUCCUUCCUUCUGCUGAGUUCAACAGUUUGUUCCGUCACAUUUUUGGGCCAUGUAUCUGAAGGCUGUCAUGGAGUUGUUUUCUUUUUUUAAAAGAUGGUGCUGAAAAUUUUAUUCUGAGUUAAUGAAAGAAAAUAGAUACACAUUUCAUAAGCCAAUCGCCUGUUGAAUUCUCCAGCAGUUUCUCUGAUAUUCUUAAUGCUACGGACAUUUCCAGCUCGUUCCUCAUUUUAAAAAAAUGUCUUUGUUGGCAUAGGAAACCAGUAGUUAGUUCAUGGAAGUUGAUCCUAUCUUACGGCCAGGGUUUGGAAGGGCGGGCUUUGUUUUGUUUGUUUUUGCGUACAUUUUUCCCGCUCUUUUUCUCCGUCUGCAGAAGUCCAUUUGAGAAAGAGAGUCCGACAGACAGACGCUGAGAAAUACUAACCCAACACGUAUGAAAAUAAAAAGGAAAAAAGCUUACUAGUUAGACUCAGUGUCUUGAGUUUCGGAGGCAUAUAGAAAAGAAGAUUUUUAAAAAGUUUUAAAAAAAAUAAUGAUGUUGCACAACUUGUAGGAAAACCAAGAAGGGAAAGGGUUAUUGUAUUAAAUGUGCUAAAUUACAUUAAGAACUUAAUUUUAUUAAAGUAUUAUUACUUAAGAAA
This is a messenger RNA of Sphaerodactylus townsendi, 18070 nucleotides long. RefSeq names its product mex-3 RNA binding family member A (gene MEX3A). The transcript is spliced from 2 exons. The record is from RefSeq and is a predicted model, not a curated record. Gene Ontology annotation, molecular function: RNA binding. Bases 975 to 2645 code for a protein of 556 amino acids. NCBI's taxonomy places the organism in Eukaryota, Metazoa, Chordata, Lepidosauria, Squamata, Sphaerodactylidae.